CAUUUUGGCUGCCACUAGCUUACUAGUAAGCCCUUUAAGCCUAACUAGUUUGCUAGUAAGGUCACAAAACACUGCAACUAGUAAACUUGUGCCCAUUUCAAGCCCACUAGCUUACUAGUAAACAUUUUGCACCCUCCUAGUUUGCUAGUAAGGUGCAAAAUAGGUGUUUACUAGUAAACUAGUGUUUUUUUUUGACCCUACUAGUUUACUAGUACACAUUUUGCACCUUACUAGUUUGCUAGUAAGGUCAAAAUAGGCUUUUUACUUGUAAACUAGUGGUUUUUUUGGCUGCACUAGUUUACUAGUGUGCAUUUGGGCUCCCACUAGUUUACUAGUGCAGAAAAUUGGAGGCCACUAGUUUACUAGUAAGCUGAAUCCAUGUUUGACUAGCUUACAUGUCAGAGCUUUUACAGCUCACUAGUAAGCUAGUAACACUUUCAGCAUUACUAGUUCGGUCCAAAGGGCCACUAGUGCAGCAAAAAGCCCACUAGUAGAGACUUUGGCUCUACUAGUGCGGCACACAGUGUUACUAGUAAGGUUUCUGUUUAACUAGUUGAACAAAAGUGCCACUAGUUGCUGAAAAAGAGUGACUAGUAAGAUUUUUUGUUCAACUAGUUCAGUAAAAUACCGAACUAGUGCGACCAAAUGUCCAACUAGUGCUGACAGUGACCAAACUAGUGGAGGGGACUGAAACUUGAUAUCAAGGAUAUGGAAUAAAUACUCAAUCGGCUUGCCAUACUAACCUGAAUGUGUUCCCAUCCCACUGUCUAAGGGUGUGUGUGUGUGUCCGAGUGAGUGUGUGUGUCUAUGCAUGUGUGACUUUCCCCACCAAGCUUUCCUAGUUGCGCGAGCGUGUGUGUCUGUGUGUGUCCGAGCGCAGUGGAGCUCUGUGUACCACGUCAAUUGGGAUUGUGUGUCUUUGAGGGGCACGGCGCCCAAUCCAAACUCCGCUGUACCCCCGUUGGAGUUUGGACCAGUGUGACGCGCACACUUCCGCACACAUAUGUGUGUGAAAUACACAGCAGACUUCUCACGGUUUCUACAGGCUACUUUUCUUUUUGGCUACUACUUCCGCGAGACUACUGCUGUAUGCGCGUGCACACAUAGUGGAUAUGUACUUCCGCUGUACACUCCGUUUAUUGGAUAUGGUUUAGACGGAAAGUCUAGUCUCAUAAACGUCGCCACACUUUCAUUUAUUCAUUCUUUCACGACACUUCAUUCUCGGAAGCCCCUGCGAUAAACCCCAGAGAAGAAGACGGUGAACCGUUUUCUCCAAGAUGGUCGUCGGUCCCUUCCCCAUCGCCAAGCUCCUCUCCCUGGGAGUGAGGCAGAUGAGCAAGCCGGUGGCGAACCGGAUCAAAGCCGGAGCCCGGAGGAGCGAGUUCUUUAAAAGCUACAUCUGCCUGCCGCCGGCCCAGAUUUACCACUGGGUCGAGAUGAGAACCAAGAUGAGGAUCAUGGGCUUCCGGGGCUCCACCAUUAAGCCGCUGAAUGAGGACAAGGCUGUGGAGCUGGGUGCAGAGUUGCUUGGAGAGGCCAUCAUCUUCCUCAUCGGCACUGGAUGCGUGGUGCUGGAGUACAGCAGGCAGGCUGCUAAUACUCGCCGCAAAGAGGAGGAGCUGGGAGACCAUCACAACCACCAGGAUGAUCAUGUUAACCAUCGACAAAACAGAUCAAUUUAG
Pleuronectes platessa (European plaice) is the source of this 1682-nucleotide messenger RNA. RefSeq names its product optic atrophy 3 protein homolog. Gene Ontology annotation, cellular component: mitochondrion. Gene Ontology annotation, biological process: regulation of lipid metabolic process. The transcript is spliced from 3 exons. The record is from RefSeq and is a predicted model, not a curated record. The coding region runs from base 1278 to 1682 and encodes 134 amino acids. NCBI's taxonomy places the organism in Eukaryota, Metazoa, Chordata, Actinopteri, Pleuronectiformes, Pleuronectidae.